AUGCCUGCCCAGUUGAUUGACGGAAAGGCGAUCGCCCAGCAGUUGCGGGAAAAGAUCCACGCCGACAUUGCUGAGUUUCAGAAGAAACACGCUGACUUCCAGCCCAACUUGACCAUUAUCCAGGUUGGCGACAGACCUGAUUCUUCUACUUACGUUAGAAUGAAGUUGAAGGCUGCUGAGGAGGCCAACAUCAUUUGCAACAUUGAGAAGUUGCCAGAGAGCGUCACGCAGUUUGAGCUUUUGCUGAAGAUUUCUGACUUGAACGCUGACAUUUCCGUGGACGGCAUUUUGGUCCAGCUUCCAAUUCCAGGCCACUUGGACGAGACCCAGGUCACCAACGCUGUGGUUGCUUCUAAGGAUGUUGACGGUUUUGGUCCUCACAACGUUGGCGAGUUGAGCAAGAAGGGCGGUUCUCCUACGUUCUUGCCUUGUACUCCUAAGGGAAUCAUGCAAUUGCUUGAACAGUCCAAGGUGGACGUUUCUGGCAAGAACGCUGUUGUUUUGGGCAGAUCCGACAUUGUGGGCCGUCCAAUUGCCAACUUGUUGAUCAAGGCCAACGCCAAUGUCACUGUUUUGCACUCCAAGACCAGCCCUGAGCUGUUGCAGGCCCAUUUGGCUGCUGCUGACAUUGUGGUUGUGGCCAUUGGCGUGGCUAACUUUGUCCAGGGCGCUUGGCUCAAGGAAGGCUCUGUCGUUAUUGACGUUGGAGCCAACUUUGUUCCUGACGACUCUAAGAAAUCUGGUUCUAGAAUGGUUGGCGAUGUUGAUUUCGCUUCUGCCUCUGAGAAGGCUGCUUUGAUCACUCCAGUUCCAGGUGGAGUUGGUCCAAUGACCGUUGCCAACUUGUUGGAUAACGUUGUUAUUGCCGCUAAGGAGCACUACCGUGUUAACAACCAGACUCCUCAGUUUACCAACCCACUUAAGUUGGACUUGCAGAAGCCAGUUCCUUCUGAUUUCGAGAUUUCCAGAGCUCAAAAGCCAAAGAGAAUUAACCAGGUUGCUGACGAGGCCGGUAUUUUGGACUCUGAAUUGGAGCCAUUCGGUUUCUACAAGGCUAAGGUCUCUUUGGAUAUCUUGAAGCGUUUGGAGAACAAGGUCAAUGGUAAGUACGUCUUGGUUACCGGUAUCACUCCAACCCCAUUGGGUGAGGGUAAGUCUACUACUACUGUCGGUUUGGCCCAGGCUCUUGGUGCCCACUUGGGUAAGAACGUCUUUGCCAACGUCAGACAGCCAUCUAUGGGUCCUACUUUCGGUAUCAAGGGUGGUGCCGCUGGUGGUGGUUACUCCCAGGUUAUUCCUAUGGACGAGUUCAACAUGCAUGUCACUGGUGAUAUCCACGCCAUUUCCAUGGCUAACAACUUGUUGGCUGCUGCCAUCGACACUAGAAUGUUCCACGAGAACACCCAGAAGGACACUGCUUUGUACAGAAGAUUGGUUCCUGCCAAGAAGGGUGAGAGAAAGUUCCCUGUUGCUUUCUUGAACAGAUUGAAGAAGUUGGGUAUUGACAAGACCAACCCAGAUGAGUUGACCGAGGAGGAAGUGUCCAGAUUCGUUAGAUUGGACAUUGACCCAGACACUAUCACCUGGAGAAGAGUGGUGGACUGUAACGAUAGAUUCGUGAGAGGCAUCACCAUCGGUGAGGCUCCUACCGAGAAGGGUAUGACCAGAAAGACUGGUUUCGAUAUCUCUGUCGCUUCUGAGUGUAUGGCCAUCUUGGCUCUUUCCACCUCCUUGUCUGAUAUGAGAGAGAGAUUGGGUAAGAUGGUUGUUGCCGCUUCCAAGGCUGGUGAACCAAUCACCUGUGAGGAUAUUGGCUGUGCCGGUGCCUUGACUGCCUUGUUGAAGGAUGCUAUCAAGCCUAACAUCAUGCAGACCUUGGAAGGUACUCCAGUGUUUGUCCACGCUGGUCCUUUCGCUAACAUUUCUAUUGGUGCAUCCUCUGUUCUCGCCGAUAAGAUGGCCUUGAAGUUGGCUGGUACCUCUCCAGACUUGAACGACGAGGAAAGAGCUGCCCAGGAAGGUUACGUUGUCACUGAGGCUGGUUUCGACUUCACCAUGGGUGGUGAGAGAUUCAUGAACAUCAAGUGCAGAGCUUCUGGCUUGGCUCCUGAUGUCAUUGUCAUUGUCGCUACUGUCAGAGCCCUUAAGGUCCACGGUGGUGGUCCAGAGGUCAAGGCUGGUGCUCCAUUGGCUGCUGAGUACACUCAGGAGAACGUUGAGUUGUUGAGAGCCGGUUGCUCCAACUUGGGUAAGCACAUUGAGAACGCCAAGCAGUACGGCUUGCCAGUUGUGGUUGCCAUCAACAAGAUGUCUUCUGAUUCUGACAAGGAGCACGAUGCUGGUGCUGCCGACGCUAUCGUCUCCAACCACUGGGAAGAAGGUGGACAAGGUGCCGUCGACUUGGCCAGAGGUGUCAUUGACGCUGCCAACUCUAUCGACAAGGACUUCAAGUUCUUGUACGAGACCGAGCCAUCUGUGGCUGAGAAGAUUGACACCAUUGCCAAGAAGAUGUACGGUGCUGGCGAGGUUGAGUUCUUGCCAGAGGCCCAGAAGAAGAUUGAUCUCUACACCAAGCAAGGAUUCGGCAACUUGCCAAUCUGUAUUGCCAAGACGCAGUACUCCUUGUCCCAUGACGCAGCAUUGAAGGGUGUGCCAACUGGUUUCAAGUUCCCUGUCAGAGACGUGAGAGCUUCUGUUGGUGCUGGCUACUUGUACGCGUUGGCUGCCGAGAUCCAGACGAUUCCUGGCUUGCCUACCCACUGUGGAUUCAUGAACGUGGAGGUGAACGACGACGGCGAGAUUGAUGGUUUGUUCUAA
Molecule: messenger RNA, 2817 nt
Organism: Candidozyma haemuli
Lineage: Eukaryota; Fungi; Ascomycota; Pichiomycetes; Serinales; Metschnikowiaceae
Gene: MIS11
Product: trifunctional formate-tetrahydrofolate ligase/methenyltetrahydrofolate cyclohydrolase/methylenetetrahydrofolate dehydrogenase
Exons: 2
Coding region: 1-2817 (938 amino acids)
Biological process (GO): tetrahydrofolate interconversion
Cellular component (GO): cytosol
Molecular function (GO): ATP binding; methenyltetrahydrofolate cyclohydrolase activity; formate-tetrahydrofolate ligase activity
Source: RefSeq, a predicted model, not a curated record